Molecule: messenger RNA, 624 nt
Organism: Magnolia sinica
Lineage: Eukaryota; Viridiplantae; Streptophyta; Magnoliopsida; Magnoliales; Magnoliaceae
Exons: 1
Coding region: 38-472 (144 amino acids)
Source: RefSeq, a predicted model, not a curated record
ACCACACAUCACAACUUCCAAAUCAAGGACACCCAAGAUGUCUCUAGUCUCAGAAGAAGCCAAGGCCAAAGCUGAAAUCUAUUAUGGGGAUGAGAUUGGAAGAGAGAAAUCAAGGUUCUUGCUUCAAGAGGUGGGCCUUCCAAGGGGCCUCCUGCCCUUACAUGAUAUAAUAGAGUGUGGUUAUAUUGAAGAAACUGGGUAUGUUUGGCUGAAACAAAAGAAGAAAACAGAGCAUUAUUUUGAAAAAAUAGGUAAGAAUGUAUCAUAUGCAACUGAUAUUACUGCUUACGUGGAGAAGCUUAAGAUCAAGAAGCUUACUGGGGUUAAGGUUAAGGAGCUGAUGAUUUGGCUUACACUAAAUGAGAUUACUGUCGAUGACCCGCCGACCGGGAAGCUGACGUGUAAGACGUCGACCGGGCUGUUCCGGACGUUCCCCACGUCGGCGUUCGAGAUCGAAGAGGACAAGAAGUGAGAUGGGUGGCUUGGAUUCGGGCUUAGAAGAAGGAUUAACGGUCUGGAUCAUCUCAUUUAAGCAUGUGUUUGCGUUGGUUUUAGAUAUGUUUGUGUGAUGUUAAAGAGUUUGUGUUUGCUUUUCUUAUGAAAAAUAAAGAGUAAUUAGAGUUU